CUCUCUGCGCUUCGCCGUCAUCUAGAUUGUCGGGGAAGCCAAGGUCGACAGAGGAGAAGCCGGUCGUCAAGGGUCCAAUGGAUCUUGACUUAGGUUUGACAGAGGAGAAGCCGGAGAAUAGGUUGGGUUCAAAGAUAGGCGCAACGGCGGCGUCGGGUGUUACAAUUGCGGUGAUUCGAAGCACAUUGCUAGUGAUUAGGGUUCCGGUGGAACUAGAAGUAAAGGAGGUCCAUAGUCAACCGAUCUUUCAUUUUCGUGGGUCGGUGAAGGUCAAGAAGAAGCCGGUCGUCGAGGAAAAACCGGUCGUUAUCAAGAAGCCGGUCGUUGAGGGUUGGGUAUGGAGAAGGAGAACUAGUUGGGUCGGUGGAGCUAGGGCUGGGCAAGACCCGCAAAAAACCCAUCCGCCCCGCCUAGCAAAAACACUAAACCCGCAUAAUAUAUUCGGAUUUCGUUUUAGUUUUUAGCAAACCGCACGGUGCGGUGCGGUUUGCGGGUCCGGAUUUUUCAAAAUCCCGGGGCCCCGCCCCGCCCCGCACCGUGUAAACAAAAAAUAAUAAAUAAAAUAUAUUUUAAAGUCCUUAACCCUAGCGUUCCCUAAACUAAACCUCCUCUUAUUUUUUUCCUUUCUUUUCUUCUAGCCGCCGCACUCUUCCUUUUCUCUUCAUUUUUCAUUUUUUCUUCCUGCACUACUCCUUCCUCUUCACAAGCCUCUCAAGAUCUUCGAGUCCAUGGCGAGCAUUGCGAACAUUGCGGGGUGGUCAAGGUUGCUGGACGUCCACAGGCGAGGUUCCUGUACAUGCUCUCGUAGCUGACGGUGAAGAUCUUCAAGGUCUUUUUCUUCGGCACUCCGAUCUGUAUCUCUUUUGAGUCUCUGUUUUGUUCCUUAAAAAAUAUUUCGAGAUUUCAGUUGAGAAAAUAUUUUGGUAUUUCUUUCUUCUGAAGUUUUUAUUUUGUUGUUU
Alnus glutinosa is the source of this 959-nucleotide messenger RNA. RefSeq lists its product as uncharacterized. The transcript is spliced from 3 exons. The coding region runs from base 78 to 464 and encodes 128 amino acids. NCBI's taxonomy places the organism in Eukaryota, Viridiplantae, Streptophyta, Magnoliopsida, Fagales, Betulaceae. The record is from RefSeq and is a predicted model, not a curated record.